GAACGCUGGAGAAGGAGGAAGAAAACCGACUUGGAGGGAGAUUUGGUUUAUUUAUUUAUUUAUUUUCCUUAUUUUGUCCGUGAAGCACAAUGGAGACUGAUCCCGACAUCCAAACAGUACCGAAAGGAUUCUAUUGUAAAUUAUGUGAUGUUAAAAUCCCUAACGAGCCAAGUUUAGAAGGCCACAUGAAGGGGAGGAAGCACCAGCACCUGUGCAAGCUGCGGGCGAAGAGGAAGGCUCAGGAGGAGAACAGCGUCUACGUCAGCGGCUUCAAGCGCGACACGUCCACGAGCGAGCUGGCCGAAUAUUUCCAGCAGUUCGGACCCGUGGCCGAGGUCAUCAUGGACAAGGAGCAGAGUCUGUAUGCCAUCGUGGAGUUUGCCGAGACUGCGAGCACCGAGGCAGCGUUGGCUCAGCUGCAGCACAGUCUGGAUGGACUGAAGCUCCGCGUGAAACCUCGAGAGAGGAAGGAGUUCAAGUUGGCCAGCAAGGGGAAACACGACCGGACCAAACCUCACAUCAGCUUGGAGAAGCUCAGCCACGAGCUCUGCCUCGUGUCUUCAGUAAACGAGCAGAUGCACAAAAUGGUGGAGAUGUUCCAGCUGAGUGAGAACGAUAGUAAAGCCAGGCAGCUCCUAGUCCAGCUCCUGCAGGAGGUCUUCAUCGAGUUCCUCCCAGAUUGUCAGAUUGUACCUUUCGGCUCCUCGGUGAACACGUUCGGUAUCCAUUCGUGUGACCUCGAUCUCGUCUUGGACCUGGAGAACACCAGAGCCUUCCAGAAUCGCACCAGGAUGUCCGAGCAGCAGACGGCCGAGAACCAGUCGGAAGACGGCCAGCCGGAAGACUCCAUCCUGUCUGACAUUGACCUGACCACGGCGACGCCGGCCGAGCUGCUGGAGCUGGUGGCGGCCGUUCUGAGGAAGUGCGUGCCCGGAGUGCAUAAGGUCCAAACAGUGAGCAGCGCACGCCUCCCUGUGGUCAAGUUCAGCCAUCGGCAGCUCAGUCUGCAGGGGGACAUCACCAUCAACAACAGGCUGGCGGUCAGAAACACGCGCUUCCUGCAGCUGUGCUCGGGGCUGGACUCCAGAGUGCGUCCUCUGGUUUAUUCCGUACGUUUCUGGGCCAAGCAGAAACAACUCGCAGGGAACCCGUCUGGCGGUGGGCCACUGUUGAAUAACUACGCGCUGACGCUGCUGGUCCUAUUCUACCUGCAGACCGUCAGUCCACCUGUACUGCCGACUGUGGAGCAGCUCAAGCACAUGGCAUGUGAGGAGGAGGAGUGCGUCAUUGACGGAUGGGACUGCACCUUCCCCAGUCAGCCGAUCAGCGUGCCUCCUAGUAAAAACACAGACGACCUGUGCACCUUGCUUUUCGGUUUCUUUACCUACUAUUCCAAGUUUGAUUUUCCUGGAUCUGUGGUGUCUCUGAGAGCCGGGCGCGUUCUUCCUAUCGCGGAGUUUCUGAGCAGAGACGACAUGCCUGAUCCCGCAGAGAGCUCCGACGCCAGCAGACAGAAAACAACGGCACGUACUAAACUGGGACCCGUGAACAUCCUGGACCCGUUCGAACUCCACCAUAACGUAGCCGGCAACCUUACCGAGCGAACACACAAGAAUCUCCGCAGGGAAUUCUGCGACGCGGAGAAGUACUGCCGGAGCCUGCAGUACCAGCGCAAGUCGUCCAAGGGCAAGUCCUGGGGGAUAGUAAAGCUUUUUGCGCCACGUCUUGAGGGUCUGUCCAGCUCGCAGGAAGCCCUGGAAAAAUUCCCGGAGAUCAACAUCCCGUUCAGGGCGGCCAUUUUGACUCAGUCUUUCCGUACAGAGCUGAGUUCGGCAGGAGAGACCUUCCGAGUCCUUUGGUUCAAGAAGGUCUGCUCGUCCUUGGAGGUGGUGUUCAACGACAUUCUCAAGUGUACGCCUUCAGACCAGGUCGAGAUCAAUCAAGAUCUAACCAGCGCCCAAGGAGAUACCAAAAACGAGGAAGUGAACAAUAAUCUUGAUAGUUCUAGCCAUCAUCCCAUAGUUCACUCUGGAAUGAAGAGACCCCUGUCCAUAGAGGAAGGUCCAUCCUCUUCUUCCUCCUCACCCGAGGGAAAGCGGAUGAGACUGGAACCCUCAGCAGAGGUGGCUCACUGGAACUGGACCCAGAGACACCCGGUGUGGGCCGGCCGAAGGAAGAUCCGGAGAGUGUUACUGAAAACGAGCGACGAGACCUCCAAGCCUGAAGGGGGCUGCAGCAGCAUCGAGAGCAGGGUGACGCAGUACAUCAUCGAGAACGACUCGAACCCCGAGGAGAAACUGGAGUUCAGGGUGGAUGCCGUCGUGACGGGCGGUGACGAGUGCACGAAAGCCGUGCUCAAGUUCAAAGCGACCGACGAUCCCGCCGGACAUUUUCACGACUUCUUCCAUUUUCUCGAUUGCUUCCUGCCCAAGAUGGUGGAUACGUUGUUGGCGAAAUCUGAAUAAUCCUUCCUGCACGUUUUUAUUUUAAGGACAUAAAUGUUUUUGGAAAGAUGUAUGGAGACACAAUAACAAUAAUGUUUGCUGUAGUUUGGUUGACUUCUGGACUUUUGUCCUUUAUUUGUUGUAGUCUAAUCUAAUCUGAUCAUUUCUUGUGGUUUAGUUAUUCAUGUCACUGUUUAUUCACGUUUAAAAUGUGAAAAGUUGUGUUUUUGAUUUAAAAUACUUUGUAGUAUAUUUUAGUUUGGUUAUUGUUUAAAAAAAGAAAGUUGUAAGUGCAGGUUAUUAAACACGAAGCUACCAG
This is a messenger RNA of Ictalurus furcatus (blue catfish), 2763 nucleotides long. It is a transcript of the gene tut1, whose product is annotated as terminal uridylyl transferase 1, U6 snRNA-specific. Gene Ontology annotation, cellular component: mitochondrion. Gene Ontology annotation, molecular function: RNA binding; zinc ion binding; poly(A) RNA polymerase activity. The transcript is spliced from 10 exons. NCBI's taxonomy places the organism in Eukaryota, Metazoa, Chordata, Actinopteri, Siluriformes, Ictaluridae. The record is from RefSeq and is a predicted model, not a curated record. The coding region runs from base 90 to 2465 and encodes 791 amino acids.